CAGUUUCCACGAAGUGGUUUUAAAUUGAGGCACAGUUUGCUCUCAGUUGGUUUUAAACCCUCAAUCUCGACAGACUAACAGAUUUUCAUCGGUAAAGAAACACCAAAAUCUUGAAGAUGGUUAAGCUGCUAUUAGUUCUGUUUGUAACGUGUGCCUACUCCCUACCUAAACCAGAUGCCCAGGGUGAGGAAGAGUAUGUUGCAUCUGAAACUGCCCAGCAGGUUGGAGAAACCCUAAAUAAACUACCAUCUAUACUCAGUAAGACUGCAGAAUGGAUCCGUGAGCUGGCUAAUAUUGGAGAUGAGGUUCAUCCAUCUGUUGGAUCUGUUAUCAGAGAUGGAGCUGAUUCGGUUAAGAUUGCCUCUGACAAUGUACCAGAAGAUCUAGAUGUUAAAGUUCAAACCCAUCUUAGACAUCUUAUUGAUAUUGCCAAGAAGAUUCAGGUUGAGGUUAAGACCGGAUUGACUAAGGUUCCUGAGUUAAAGGAUAAUCUUAAUGGAACACUAAUAGAGUCUUACGUAGAAGAUGUGGUUGAUAGUGUUCCAUCUGCUGAGGAGGUUGAUGCUAGAAUAUCUGAUGCUAUCAACUAUUUGGAGCCACUUGCAGAGGCCCUGGCGGUACAGAACUCCAAUACUACAACAGUGGCUUGAUUCGUGUACGCUGUAUAGCUUUACAGUGUUUUCAUGUACAGUCAACUUUUAUGUACACUGUACCCAAUUCUGUACCCUAAAGAAGGGGCCGCAUUAUUUUACAAUGGUUUCAAAUUUUCAUGUAUUCAAAUUUUGUAAUUAAUCAAUAAAUCAAAUAAAUGAGGUAAAAAUUAAUAAACUUAAUACGGACUUU
This is a messenger RNA of Eurytemora carolleeae, 843 nucleotides long. RefSeq lists its product as uncharacterized. Lineage: Eukaryota; Metazoa; Arthropoda; Copepoda; Calanoida; Temoridae. The record is from RefSeq and is a predicted model, not a curated record. The coding region runs from base 117 to 650 and encodes 177 amino acids. The transcript has 9 exons.